This is a messenger RNA of Nerophis lumbriciformis (worm pipefish), 2390 nucleotides long. RefSeq names its product PR domain containing 6 (gene prdm6). Gene Ontology annotation, biological process: regulation of gene expression. Gene Ontology annotation, molecular function: histone methyltransferase activity; protein binding. Gene Ontology annotation, cellular component: nucleus. Lineage: Eukaryota; Metazoa; Chordata; Actinopteri; Syngnathiformes; Syngnathidae. The record is from RefSeq and is a predicted model, not a curated record.
AAACAGAGCGCCAAAGCCGGCCACGUCACCACAGUCCUCCCGCCCCCCUCCACGGAAGUCCCGCCCCCCCCGAGGGAACGAGGACAGGAGAGAAAGGGGACAAGGAAACAAGUGUCUACUUCCUCAACGCUGCUGCAAUGUGAGGAGCCCAGGCAAGAGCGCCCCCUGUCUGCAGGGAGGACUCACUGCCCCCUGCUGAUAAGCCCGAAAACUUGAUGUGGAAAGUUCCACACUUUCAAACGGCCUCUUGGGCAAGUCCCGUACGUUGGGGAUGUGAUGAAGCCACCAUCAUCAUUCAUUCUUCAUCCUACAUGCCAUCAGACCUUGUACAGCAGCCACCGGGUCAAAGGUCACACUGUGUGUGUGUUUAUUGGGGGUCAUAGUGAGAGAGAGAGAAAGGGGCGUGUGCUGGUUUGGGGCUGGCGGCCAUGUUGAAGCCGGGCGAGCCGAGCGCCUUCCUGAAAGUGGACGCGUCGUACUUGCAUCACUGGCAGCAUCUCCUGCCUGUGCCGCCGGCCCCCGCGGACCCCCUGCGCCCCUCCCGGCUCUACGGCCAGCGGGCAGGAGACGUGCUGGCCAAGGAGCAGAGCUGUGGGGGGGUGGUGUCGUCCAGCGUGAAGAGCGGCGGCGGCGGCGGCGGCGAACAAGGCGGGAAAAGUUUAUCGGGGAGGAUGAAGCUGAGCGCCGAGGAACUGGACUACUUCCUGUACGGACAACAGAGGAUGGAGAUCAUCCCCGUCAACAACCACAACCUUGACGCCAACAACCGUUGUGACAUGUGCGCCGACAACCGCAAUGGCGAGUGUCCCAUGCACGGACCGCUGCAUUCACUGAGGAGGCUGGUCGGCACCAGCAGCACCGCCGCACCCGUCGCCCUGCCCGACGUCCCUGAUUGGCUGCGAGACCUCCCUCGGGAGGUGUGCCUGUGCACCAGCACCGUCCCCGGCCUGGGGUACGGCAUCUGUGCCGCCCAAAGGGUUCCCCAGGGAACUUGGAUCGGACCCUUCCAGGGCGUCCCUCUGAUGCUGGACAAAGUCCGCUUGGGCGCCUCCAGGAACACACGACACCUGUGGGAGAUCUACGACUCGGAGGGAACCUUGUUGCACUUUCUGGAUGGCAACGACCCGUCAAAGUCCAGCUGGAUGCGCUACAUCCGCUGUGCCCGACACUGUGGGGAGCAGAACAUGAUGGUGGUGCAGUACAGGUCCAGCAUCUUCUACCGGGCGUGCAUGGACAUCCCUCGGGGAAGCGAGCUGCUGGUGUGGUACAACGACUCCUACACCUCCUUCUUCGGCAUCCCGCUGCAGUGUGUGGCUCAAGAUGAAAACCUCAACGUUCCAGCCUCGGUGGUGGAGGCCAUGACUCGCCAGGAGUCCUUGCAAGCCUUCAACAAGACCGGCAAGCCUUCGUCCUCCAUGGUCUUCCCCCAGACGCCCUGCACCAGAACCUUCUCCAUGCUGGACAAGAGUGGCGCCCCCUUCCACUCCGAGUCCUCCUUCAACCAGCUGGGCUCCAAGAACCAGCGAGUCCUGGCCAGUCCCACCUCCACCAGCCAGCUGAGCAGCGAGUUCAGUGACUGGCACCUCUGGAAGUGUGGCCAGUGCUUCAAGACCUUCACCCAGAGGAUCCUGCUCCAGAUGCACGUCUGCCCCCAGAACCCCGACAGGCCCUACCAGUGCGGACAUUGCUCGCUCUCAUUCUCCCAGCCCUCAGAGUUGAGGAACCACGUGGUGACGCACUCCAGCGACCGGCCCUUUAAGUGCGGAUACUGCGGCCGCGCCUUCGCCGGCGCCACCACGCUCAACAACCACAUCCGCACGCACACGGGAGAGAAGCCCUUCAAGUGUGAGCGGUGUGAUCGCAGCUUCACGCAGGCCACGCAGCUCAGCCGCCACCAGCGACUUCCAAACGAGUGCAAGCCGUCGAGCGAAGGCAGCGAGUCCAUCGAGGUGGACUAGAAGUCAAAGAUGGCGGCCGUUUGACAAACACGAGAGCUUCCUUUUUCUUCCUUGAUUCUCCUCGGCGCCAUCUUCGCUUUUCUAUCCCGCCCGGUGCUUCCUGACCAACAAAGACGGACCAAAGUUGUGCCAAAGUCCGAGGGAGAAGCGAAACCUUUCUGCUUCAUGGUCGCCCUCUUGUGGCGGCCUGAAGAAACUGGCAAAGUGAGGCCUCCUCUCAAACCAAAGAUUGUUUGAACGCUGCAGCUUUUACCUCCAAAGAAAAGUCUCAAUACCAAAAAGCGCUGGAGGCGGAGACCAAAGCAAACGCGCCCAUGCAGGGGGCGGAGCUUGAUUGACCAAAUGAAUAUUAAUGUUGUUGCACUUUGGCGUCACCCACACCACAACAAACACACCAAAGUUGACGUUUUUGUGCCUGGACAUAAAAAAAAA